Molecule: messenger RNA, 1254 nt
Organism: Drosophila mojavensis
Lineage: Eukaryota; Metazoa; Arthropoda; Insecta; Diptera; Drosophilidae
Exons: 2
Coding region: 77-1171 (364 amino acids)
Source: RefSeq, a predicted model, not a curated record
UCGACGCUUGGCUAUAAAAAGAGCUCGACCGAUCGAGCUCUACAUUCACUUUAAAAUCUAAACACAUUACACUGAAAUGCAUACAAUGAGAGUUUAUAACAUGAAAUUGUUCAUGGUUGUGAUUGCAUUGUUUGCGCUGGCUGGUUCCAGUGAGGGACAAGCACCGCCGUGCGAUGGGUCGGAGACAACACAGCCACCUUGUACUACAACUGAUACACCCUGUACGACAACACAGCCACCCUGUACGACAACAGAGCUACCCUGUACAAUAACAGAGCCACCCUGUACAACAACGCCCCCUUGUACAACACCACCCUGUACUACAACACCACUCUGUACAACAACGCCACCCUGUACUACAACGCCACCCUGUACAACAAUGUCAACCUGUACAACACCACCUUGUACAACCACUGAGCCGCCCUGUACAACAAAGCCUCCUUGUACAACAACGCCACCCUGUACUACAACACCACCCUGUACAACAACGCCCCCUUGUACAACGUCAGCCUGUACUACAACGCCACCCUGUACAACACCACCUUGUACAACCACUGAGCCGCCCUGUACAACAAAGCCUCCUUGUACAACAACGCCACCCUGUACUACAACACCACCCUGUACAACAACGCCACCUUGUACUACAACCCCACCCUGUACAACAACGCCACCCUGUACAACAACGCCACUCUGUACGACAACAGAGCUACCCUGUAUAAUAACAGAGCCACCCUGUACAACAACGCCCCCUUGUACAACAACGCCACCCCUGUACAACAACGCCACCCUGUACAACAACGCCACCCUGUACAACAACGCCACUCUGUACAACAACGCCACCCUGUACUACAACGCCACCCUGUACUACAACGCCACCCUGUACAACAACGCCACCCUGUACUACAACGCCCCCUUGUACAACGUCAGCCUGUACAACAACGCCACCCUGUACAACAACGCCACCCUGUACAACAACGCCUCCAUGUACAACAACUCCACCCUGUACAACAACGCCCCCUUGUACAACAACGCCACCCUGUACAACAACGUCCCCUUGUACAACGUCAGCCUGUACUACAACGCCACCCUGUACAACAACGUCACCCUGUACAGCUACGCCACCCUGUACAACAACGUCACCCUGUACAACAACACCUUGUACAACCACUGAGCCGCCCUGUACAACAACAGAGUGCACAGAUACAAUUGUAACAAUUAGUCUUGCCAAGCCCCGCUGUAAAUGCCCCUCUGGCC